Capronia coronata CBS 617.96 is the source of this 1053-nucleotide messenger RNA. RefSeq lists its product as uncharacterized. The record is from RefSeq and is a predicted model, not a curated record. Lineage: Eukaryota; Fungi; Ascomycota; Eurotiomycetes; Chaetothyriales; Herpotrichiellaceae. Gene Ontology annotation, biological process: protein deubiquitination; ubiquitin-dependent protein catabolic process. The coding region runs from base 1 to 1053 and encodes 350 amino acids. The transcript is spliced from 3 exons. Gene Ontology annotation, molecular function: cysteine-type deubiquitinase activity. Gene Ontology annotation, cellular component: cytoplasm.
AUGGUGGAGACGAGAACUUCAAGAACGGCUUCCGCCGAUGAUACACCUGCCACAAAGCUGGCCGUCGAACCUCAACUUGCCAGAUCAUCCACUCAAGCAAGUUCGGUAGCCGGUUCUUCUGUGGACGAUACGGGGUCUCUGGGUACGGAUGAUGCUGUCGCGACAAAUGACGAGAUUGGUCCCUGGAAAGGCUGGGCUGAGCUGGAGAACGAUCCUGUCAUAUUCACUACACUGCUACGUGAAUGGGGAGUUCCAAACGUGCAGGUUCACGAGAUUGUCCCACUUGACAGCGUGUUCGACCAUCCACCUGAAGAUGUCUACGGCCUGAUCUUCCUAUCGCGAUGGGUGCCCACAGAUAUACAGAACAAUGUCACUGAGCCGCCUCAGGGUGUCUGGUUUGCUAAUCAGACAUCUUCUUUUUCAUGCGCAACCAUCGCACUUAUGAACAUCAUCAACAAUCGCAUGGACCUUGACCUAGGCCAACACCUGAACGAGUUUCGUACACACACAAUGAACAUGACUCCAAAAGAUCGGGGACUGUCCUUGGACUGCUUUGACCAUGUUAGAGAUGUACACAACUCAUUUGCGACCGACCUGGAUAAGAUGAACGUCGACUUCCGCCUCAAACAUGAGUUCAUCGCCGCCGAGAAAAAGAAAAAGGCUGCCAUGUCCAAACGUCCACGCAAGCGACUGAGAGAAGAUUAUGAGUAUGAUGAUGACGAGAACGGCUUUCACUUUGUCGCAUACGUACCGGCACAAGGCGCUAUCUGGAGGAUGGAUGGAAUGGAGAGACUACCCCGAAAGAUCGGAAGUCUCACAAAGGGAGACAGCUGGGUGGCAAUGGUGUUACCUGAGCUUCAGGCUCAAUGGGAGACGGCGGCAACCAGUGCCUUGGAGUUUUCGUUGUUGGCGUUGACGGCCAUGACGGACUCCUCGAGUCUGGAAGAGGACCGAGUCAAGAUGGAGCGGGCGAGGGAGGACUGGGGCCCUUUCAUUGCCCAUUUGGUGCGCCUCCACGCCGAGAAGGACACGCUGAGAGAGGAGUUAGAUUAG